Messenger RNA from Erythranthe guttata (spotted monkey flower), 1845 nucleotides. RefSeq names its product inorganic phosphate transporter 1-4. Gene Ontology annotation, molecular function: phosphate transmembrane transporter activity. Gene Ontology annotation, biological process: transmembrane transport; phosphate ion transport. The record is from RefSeq and is a predicted model, not a curated record. NCBI's taxonomy places the organism in Eukaryota, Viridiplantae, Streptophyta, Magnoliopsida, Lamiales, Phrymaceae. Gene Ontology annotation, cellular component: membrane.
UGGUGUGUGGGUGGUGUAGCGUAAAAAUAGGGAAUAUACCGGCGAAGAUUCCAACAUGCUGCGGUAUCUCCGCCCUGUAUAUAUACCCACAAACCUCCCCUAAUUCUCCCUCCACCGCCAAAAAGAAAAUUUAAAACAAAGGAUCUAAGGAAGGAAGGAAAAAAUGUCGACGGAAGAGAACAAUAACUUGAAGGUGCUGAACGCCCUCGAUGUGGCGAAGACGCAGUGGUACCAUUUCACGGCGAUCAUCAUCGCCGGAAUGGGGUUCUUCACCGACGCAUACGACCUCUUCUGCAUCUCCCUCGUCACCAAGAUGCUCGGCCGAAUCUACUACCACGUAGACGGCUCCCCGAAGCCUGGAACCCUCCCGCCGCAGGUCUCUGCCGCCGUCAACGGCGUCGCCCUCUGCGGAACCCUCGCCGGCCAGCUCUUCUUUGGGUGGCUCGGGGACAAGAUGGGCCGGAAGAAAGUCUACGGCGUCACCCUUCUCCUCAUGUGCCUAUGCUCCGUCGCGUCGGGCCUUUCCUUCGGGAGCGACGCUAAAUCCGUCAUGGCCACGUUAUGCUUCUUCAGGUUCUGGCUCGGGUUCGGCAUCGGCGGCGACUAUCCGCUCUCCGCCACCAUCAUGUCGGAAUACGCUAACAAGAAGACUCGCGGCGCGUUUAUAGCGGCGGUGUUCUCCAUGCAGGGGUUUGGGAUUCUAGCUGGCGGGAUCUUCGCCAUGAUUCUCUCCGCAGCUUUCGAGGCCAGGUUCAACCCUCCGCCAUACGAGGUCGACCCCAUAGCUUCGACGCCGCCGCAGGCGGACUAUCUCUGGAGAAUCAUCCUCAUGGUUGGCGCGAUUCCGGCGAUGCUCACAUUCUACUGGCGGCUGAAGAUGCCGGAAACCGCCCGCUACACCGCCUUGGUCGCCAAAAACGCUCAACAGGCUGCGAACGACAUGUCGAAAGUUCUCAACGUCGAAAUCGAAGCGGAGCAACAAAAGGUGGAGCAAAUAGCCGCCCAGAAAAAGGUCUCGUACGGCCUGUUCUCAAAGGAGUUCCUCCGCCGCCACGGGCUGCACUUACUCGGAACCACCAGCACAUGGUUCUUGCUCGACAUCGCUUUCUACAGCCAGAACCUCUUCCAGAAAGACAUCUUCACCGCCAUCGGCUGGAUUCCUCCGGCGAAAACCAUGAACGCGAUCCAAGAAGUCUACACCAUCGCCAGAGCCCAAACCCUAAUAGCCCUGUGCAGCACAGUCCCCGGCUACUGGUUCACCGUCGCUUUAAUCGACGUCAUCGGAAGAUUCGCCAUUCAGUUGAUCGGAUUCUUCUUCAUGACAGUGUUCAUGUUCGCCUUGGCCUUCCCGUACCACCACUGGACCAAACCGGAGAACCGAAUCGGGUUCGUGGUGAUGUACUCCCUGACUUUCUUCUUCGCCAACUUCGGACCCAACGCAACGACGUUCGUGGUUCCGGCGGAGAUAUUUCCGGCGAGGCUCCGGUCAACCUGCCACGGAAUAUCAGCUGCCUCCGGUAAAAUGGGAGCCAUGAUCGGGGCGUUCGGGUUCUUGUACUUGGCCCAGAAUCAAGACCCGACGAAGGCGGAUGCUGGUUACCCGGCCGGAAUCGGGGUCCAGAAUUCGCUGAUCGUGUUGGGGGUGGUCAAUCUUUUGGGGUUGAUGUUCACUUUCUUGGUGCCGGAAUCGAAAGGGAAGUCUCUGGAGGAAAUGUCCGGCGAAAAUGAAGACAUGAACGAUGAAGAAAGUAGCAGAAGAACAACUCCGGCGGUGUAAUAACUACUCAAAAAUAGAGUUUCUAUGAGCAAAUGUAGAAUUAAUUGCAGGUAUAUAUGUAAUUGUAA